AUGUACGGCGCACGUGGUGGUGUAUUAUCAGAUUUCGAACAUUGCAACGGCUGGACAUGGUUAUGCAUAUACCAUUAUUGUAAUAUACGUAGUAGACGUAGAGUAGGCAAGGAGUUUAUGCUUAUACUCGGCAGUAGUUUGAAGUGGGAUUUGGGACGAUUUGCUGAGCAGCUUCGUGAGAGCCGUGCAAAUGUGCCACACGGCAUAGGGCUACUAUUUUGUAAGGAACGGUUAUCCAUAGCUUAA
Messenger RNA from Pochonia chlamydosporia 170, 246 nucleotides. RefSeq lists its product as hypothetical. NCBI's taxonomy places the organism in Eukaryota, Fungi, Ascomycota, Sordariomycetes, Hypocreales, Clavicipitaceae. The record is from RefSeq and is a predicted model, not a curated record. The transcript has a single exon. The coding region runs from base 1 to 246 and encodes 81 amino acids.